GAAGGGCUGGGGCUCCACUCAGCCGGGAGACCAAAGAGCGCUCGCCACCGCCCAGCCUCUCCUCGCGCGCCUCCUAUCUCAGCAGAGUCACCGGGAGCGAGAAGUGGUCCAGAGUCCUAGGGCGAAAAGGGCUAGUGUUCCUGGCUUUUCUCCUUUCUUGCUUCUUUCCCCCAUCUCCUUCCGACUUGUGUGCAAGCGAGUGUGUGAGCCAUGGAGAGAAGAGCCUGGACUCUGCAGCGUACUGCUUUCGCUCUCUUUUGCGCUUGGUGUGCACUGAACAGUGUAAAAGCGAAGAAGCAGUUUGUGAAUGAAUGGGCGGCAGAAAUCCCCGGGGGACCGGAGGCAGCUUCGGCCAUAGCGGAGGAGCUGGGCUAUGACCUUUUGGGUCAGAUUGGAUCACUUGAAAAUCAUUACUUAUUCAAACAUAAAAACCAUCCCCGAAGGUCUCGAAGGAGUGCCUUUCAUAUUACUAAGAGAUUAUCUGAUGAUGAUCGUGUAAUAUGGGCUGAACAACAGUAUGAAAAAGAGAGAAGUAAACGUUCAGUUUUAAGAGACUCAGCACUAAAUCUCUUCAAUGAUCCAAUGUGGAAUCAGCAGUGGUACUUGCAAGAUACUAGGAUGACUGCAGCCCUGCCCAAGCUGGAUCUCCAUGUGAUACCUGUUUGGCAAAAAGGCAUCACAGGCAAAGGAGUUGUUAUCACAGUACUGGACGAUGGCUUGGAGUGGAAUCACACAGACAUCUAUGAAAAUUAUGAUCCAGAGGCUAGUUAUGAUUUUAACGAUAAUGACCAUGAUCCAUUUCCCCGUUAUGAUCCCACAAAUGAGAACAAACAUGGGACCAGAUGUGCAGGAGAAAUUGCCAUGCAAGCAAAUAAUCACAAGUGUGGGGUCGGAGUUGCAUACAAUUCCAAAGUUGGAGGCAUAAGAAUGCUGGAUGGCAUUGUGACUGACGCUAUUGAAGCCAGUUCAAUUGGAUUCAAUCCCGGACAUGUGGACAUUUACAGUGCCAGCUGGGGCCCUAAUGAUGAUGGGAAAACCGUGGAGGGGCCUGGCCGACUGGCCCAGAAGGCUUUUGAAUAUGGUGUCAAGCAGGGGAGACAAGGAAAGGGCUCCAUCUUCGUGUGGGCUUCUGGGAACGGGGGACGUCAGGGCGAUAACUGUGACUGCGACGGCUACACGGACAGCAUCUACACCAUCUCCAUCAGCAGCGCCUCACAGCAAGGCUUGUCCCCCUGGUAUGCUGAGAAGUGCUCCUCCACCCUGGCCACCUCGUACAGCAGCGGGGAUUACACCGACCAGCGAAUCACAAGCGCUGACCUGCACAAUGACUGCACAGAGACCCACACGGGCACCUCGGCCUCGGCACCCCUGGCUGCUGGCAUCUUCGCUCUGGCGCUGGAAGCAAAUCCAAAUCUCACUUGGCGAGACAUGCAACACUUGGUUGUCUGGACCUCUGAGUAUGACCCACUGGACAAUAACCCUGGAUGGAAAAAGAAUGGAGCAGGCUUGAUGGUGAAUAGUCGAUUUGGAUUUGGGUUGCUAAAUGCCAAAGCUCUGGUGGAUUUAGCUGAUCCCAGGACCUGGACCAGUGUGCCCGAGAAGAAAGAGUGUGUGGUAAAGGACAAUGACUUUGAGCCCAGAGCCCUGAAAGGUAAUGGAGAAGUUAUCAUUGAAAUUCCAACAAGAGCUUGUGAAGGACAAGAAAAUGCCAUCAAGUCCCUGGAACAUGUGCAAUUUGAAGCAACGAUUGAAUAUUCCCGAAGAGGAGACCUUCAUGUUACACUCACUUCUGCUGCUGGGACCAGCACUGUACUGUUGGCUGAAAGAGAGCGGGAUACAUCUCCUAACGGCUUUAAGAAUUGGGACUUCAUGUCUGUUCACACGUGGGGAGAGAAUCCCAUAGGCACUUGGACUUUGCGAAUUACAGACAUGUCUGGAAGAAUGCAAAAUGAAGGAAGAAUUGUCAACUGGAAGCUGAUUUUGCAUGGCACCUCAUCUCAGCCAGAACACAUGAAACAGCCCCGUGUGUACACAUCCUAUAACACCGUUCAGAAUGACAGAAGAGGGGUGGAGAAGAUGGUGGAUCUGGGGGAGGAGGAGUCCACACAAGAGAACCUGAAAAAGAACCCCCUUGUGUCAAAAAGUCUCAGUGGCAGCAGUUCAGAGGGCAGAAGGGAUGAGCUGGUGGAGGCAGCCCCAUCUGAGGCUAUGCUGAGACUCCUACAAAGUGCUUUCAGCAAAAACUCAAUCCCAAAGCAAUCACCAAAGAAGUCUCCGAGUGCAAAGCUCCACAUCCCUUAUGAAAAUUUCUAUGAAGCCCUGGAAAAGCUGAACAAGCCUUCCCAGCUUAAAGACUCUGAGGACAGUCUAUACAGCGACUAUGUUGAUGUUUUCUAUAACACGAAACCUUACAAGCACAGAGAUGACCGGCUGCUGCAGGCUCUGGUGGACAUUCUGAGGGAAGAAAAUUGACAUCAGUGUGUGGUCCUGAGUUGGAAAUAUUCAUGCUUCCUCCUUCCGCUUAGAUUUUGCCUGUGUCUGAAGUGUUUGUUUUUACCAUUGGUUCUUAUGCUUAUAAUAUCCUUUUGUGGAACUCUUGCUUUUGCUCCCCAAACUAGACACAUGAAAGGGAUGAGCUCAGGUUGAAAAUCCCAAUUCCUGAAUUGAUCAUGACUCCUUCAAAACACAUCUUCCCCGCGUGCACAGAUGAACUGUUUUGUUCUUUGUGGAGCCACAGUUCAUUUCGCUUGUGGUCCUCACACCACACUAGAAUGCCUCCUUGAGCCCUCCCAUUUCAUUUCUCAAAAGAAAAGGCAUCCCCUGGACCAGAGAUUAAUUCGAAGUAAUCUGCAAAGAAUGAGAGCAGAGAAAACUGCUCCUAUAACUGGUCUCCUGUCUUUGCUACAUGGUUCUUUGAAUUGUGAUGCCCAACAGGGUUUAGAAAGUUUCUAAUGAAAGAGUUCACAAUUAGACCCAUACCCUUGACUUUUCUACCCCAUAAUACUACUCAUUCAGGGAGCGGCCAUUUGGUCAUUUGGGGGAGAAGUUGAGUCAUUGAGAUCCAGAAACAGUCCUUGAAAUCUGUGCUACCUGGUACGAGCAGUUUUAGACCUUUUUUUUUUUUGGCGUGGUGUGCCAUGUAGAGGCCUCUGUGACUCUAAAGGUGACCAGGACUUGUGUGUGCUCUGGUCUUCCUCCGUUUCCCCUUUUGAAGCUUUCGUUACCUAUUUCCUUUCUCAGCCACAAGCUGAAUACUGAGAGAACUAAUUCAUAUUACUUUCUUAGAAUAAAACUUAUACUUGGGACUUGGCAAAUCCCUAGUCAUAUUUUUUUUAACAAUACUAACAGGAAACCACUCAUGACACAGAGAACCAAUGUAAACAGGAAAAUAUAAUGGGGAGAGCCAAGGGGAGAUUAUGUUUGUUUUUUAAAGUGUAUUCAUUCAAACAGGUUUUUCUGGAUCUUCAAAACUGAGGGUUCAUUCCUUGCAACUAAAGGCUCUUUCCCAGUCCUACAGCUGAUAGUAUUCUAAUAUUUACCGAAUUGCUUCCAGGAUUCAACUCAAGAGGGCACAAACUGGCAGUCCACAGGCCCCAUUUUGUCCUUCAGGUAGAUUUUCUUUGGCAUGCCAAAUGAUUUCAAAAAUGAGUGAUUACUGGAAAAUAUGAAAUUUCACAUAAAACUUGAUUCUCAGCCCCAUGUUUCUUCCUGGCAACAGUUGGCUGGCACUGAAGAGCAGCUGCCCAGCUAGAUUUGAGUGCCGGGUCCCGGAGGUGCCCUACUCCAUGUUGCUCACAGUGGCUACCUUACCGGUAGGUCAGGACCCAACAAGCACUUCAUUUUUCCCACAGCUGCAUGAAACAACACACACAAAGUGUAAAGGUAUUCAGAAAAAAAAAAUCAUCUACUUCUUUCAGGUAGGAUCUGUAUAAUCAAUAACUAUGAGAAUUUGCCAUGAUCUGGUUAAUUGAUAGGUGGGAAAAAAUGGUAUUUGAGACCCCUGAAAAUACCUCUGAAAUCUAGUUUGAUAUAUUUGUCUCAUCUUGCCUCCCCUGGAUGCCAUUUACACUGAAUUCAUUAACUGUCAACCCCUAGCUUCCCAAUUUCUAUGCACUCGCAAAGGCUCCAGUCACCUACAAUGCCAGUAUUCUCCCAUUGCGUUUGCUGUAAUUCUACUGUAAAGUUGCAACUUCAGAAUGCCACACAUGAACUAGACCAGAAAGAGAACUCUAGAGUCUGUCACUUGCUAUGGUUUGAAGUGUGGUGGGUAAGACCAAGUUUCACCUCCUAGCCUACCAUUUGUAUUUACGCACAACAGAAGUAUUUGCAGAGCAAUCCCAUGAUGCUUUUAGGAUGUUCUCCUAAAACAACUGCAGUAUCACUCUAUCCUGAGAAGUUUCACAUGUUGUUUGAUACAGAGUGUUGGACAGAAUUUUGAAAAUUGCAGCACAUCAAAAAGUAUUAAAGCCAAAAAGGACCAGAGAGUUAUUAGAUAAGUUGUCAACUAAAAAAACAAAGCUAAGGCCCAGAGAGGCCAAUGAAUGGUAAUAAACAAAAACUCAUCUUUUUUCCCCUUUCCUACUCUCAUGCUCACUGUAUGAAGCUUUCUUUUUUAUCCUUCUAACAGAAUCUUUUCCUGGUUAAAACCCCAACCAACUUAUUGGAUUGUAGCCAAAGGUUCGCUCUAGAGAAGCUUUAAUAUUUAAAUAAAGUCAUGUUUGAAUGUUUCCAACCUGGAGUGUAUUGUUCAGGCAUAAAAUAUUUUUAUCGGCCUUUCUUAGUGCCUGUGUGGAUUUUUGUGAAAAUGUAAAAGAGGAAACUUAUAUAAUAUUUCCCUCCGAAUUUUAAACUCUAUUUUCUUUACAGGUAUUUAUAAUGUACCAAUGCUUUUAUCAGAAUUUUAAAAGGCAUAAUAAAUUAUAUUAAAGAACCAAAAAUUUCCUGAGAAUAAGAAAGUUUCACCCAAUAAAAUAUUUUUGAAAGGCAUGUUCCUCUGUCAGUGGAAAAAAAAAGUAUAAUAUGUAUGUGUUGUGUUAUUAAAAGUGACAUUUGUCUAAUAGCCUAAUACAAUGUGUAGCUGAGUUUAACGUGUGUGGUCUUAGCAUUUUUAAGGGACCUCUCACAUUAUACACUUGAUGUAUUAACCAGACUAUGUAAAAUAUGCUUAUACAUCAGAAGAAUAAAUGGUUUCUAAGUCAAAAAG
Molecule: messenger RNA, 5203 nt
Organism: Ailuropoda melanoleuca (giant panda)
Lineage: Eukaryota; Metazoa; Chordata; Mammalia; Carnivora; Ursidae
Gene: PCSK1
Product: proprotein convertase subtilisin/kexin type 1
Exons: 14
Coding region: 211-2472 (753 amino acids)
Biological process (GO): peptide hormone processing
Cellular component (GO): membrane; neuron projection
Molecular function (GO): serine-type endopeptidase activity
Source: RefSeq, a predicted model, not a curated record